Clonostachys solani is the source of this 297-nucleotide messenger RNA. Lineage: Eukaryota; Fungi; Ascomycota; Sordariomycetes; Hypocreales; Bionectriaceae. The record is from the annotation of a GenBank genome assembly.
AUGUCUCUGGCAGCCCCUCUUGGAUACUUGACACAGCCUGGGCGUGACCUGGGUCGGGCCAUCCUACCCUUCAUCGCCCAGGGCUCGGAGGAGAGGGAGAGGGGAAGAAGGCAGUCAAGCAUUUUACUGUUGCACAAGACGAGGGCCCUUGUUCUGCACCAGCGGAAUGUCACGUGGGCAUCCAUGAGGAUCUUCCUUGAACGUCGAGCAUUUGACUUGACCGCUGAGGCACCGCCCUUGGGUCAUCCCUUCUCCUUAAGCGCGCGCGCGCGUUGGAACAUCUGCAUUGACACAUAG